Molecule: messenger RNA, 1527 nt
Organism: Blepharisma stoltei
Lineage: Eukaryota; Ciliophora; Heterotrichea; Heterotrichida; Blepharismidae
Source: the annotation of a GenBank genome assembly
AUGGAGGGAAGUUUUUCAAAUCAAGAUAAAAUGCAAUCACCAUAUGAACUGAGUUUUAGCAAUUCUCAGAGUUAUCCUAUCAAUUUAGAAACAAAUGAAUCUAUGGCGUCAUUAUCCUCAGUUAACACUGCACUUUUUCCAGUGAUGGACACAGAAAAUUCAAUUGUAAGUUCAAUUCAAUGUAUUGAAACAGGACAAUCAGAGGAAGAAGACUCAGAUGAAAAUAAAAUUUCUAGAUCAAAAAUAAGGCAUAUAAGCAAUUUAGAGGACCCUUACAUUGAUGGAGAAGUCGAAAUUGAUAUAAUUGAGGAAAAAUUGUCAAGAGAGUCUGAAGAUAGAGCCUCUCCUUCACAAUUGGAAGAAAUCGAACGUGAAGCUGAAGAGCUCCAGUCAUUUGAUGGUAAUAAAGCCAAAGUAGAAAAUCUUGAAAGAGUCCUCAAACAGAAAAAUAAUAUAUCAAAGCAUGUCGUUAUAAUAAAGGAAAAGCUGAGAAGCAAAGAACAAUUAUUACUUAAUGCAAAUUCUCCUAUAAAAGAUUUAGAAGUUUUAAAACAAACGCAAAAGGAAAAGAUAUUGUAUAUUGAUUCAAUGAUUAAAAGCAUGAAAAUUCAUUUAGAACAACAUUUGGCAUCAAGAGAUAAAAAUAUCAACAAUCUAAAUGACUAUCUUUCUGUAAUCAAAAACAAAGCCCAUGAAAUUGAUGCAAAAAUAGACCUAACAAAAGAAAAAAUUCAAAUAUAUAGGCGGAUUAACAGUAAAAAUAUUAACCAAAGCUCUCCACAAAGCAGAAAGUUAUCAGAAGAAUUUCAUAAUCCAAGCCAUAGCAAAAGAGUCAGCUUUCACAUGGAAGAGACUAAUGAUGCAGACUUUUCAAUUGAAAAUUCUACAGAAAUUCAGGCUGAAAAUUCAAAUUAUGAUGCAUCUUCGAAAAUGGAAGAAAUUUCUAUAUCAAAGUAUUCAAUUGCGACACCUCCGCGCUCUAUUAUGAAAACCCCUCAAAAGACCCCUAUGGAUUCUUUAAGCCAUUCUGAAGUAAAUUCACAGUAUGGAAUGGAGGCUGAUUCUGAUAAAAAUUCAAAUAGGUCGAGGAGCAAUUCAGCAAAAUCUUGAAACUCUGAAGGAAAAAAAUAUCGAAAAUAUGAUCAAAAUGGAAGAAAUUUGUCAGAAAGGGGAAUAAGAUCGGUUAUGUCAAGGAAUUAUACGCCUAGAAAUAUAAGCCAAUCAUCAUUUUAUGAUAUAUAUGAUGACUGAAAUUCAGAGGGCUAUACAAGGCAUCCGAGAUCUGAAAAUAUGUCAAUAAAUGGAUCAGAAAGAUCGCCAAGUCCUCAUGACCGUCAAAGUACAAUUUAUAGGAGAAAACCUAGCUAUUUAAAUGGCAGAAAUGAAAUAAAGCCCAAAAUAAAAUUAAAUCAGCAAUCAUUCGAAGAAUCAUCAUGAAACACGACCCAGCUUCUUCUCUGUGCAUUUAUUUUUAUAUUAGGCACUUUAGUUUACUUAAACUUCCAAAGAACAUCAAUUUUAAUUUAA